This is a messenger RNA of Aphanomyces astaci, 234 nucleotides long. RefSeq lists its product as hypothetical. The record is from RefSeq and is a predicted model, not a curated record. The transcript has a single exon. The coding region runs from base 1 to 234 and encodes 77 amino acids. NCBI's taxonomy places the organism in Eukaryota, Oomycota, Saprolegniomycetes, Saprolegniales, Verrucalvaceae.
AUGGAGUGUGCCAACGGCUGCGUGACGCUCAUCUACCAGGGCGCGGCGGUGCUCAAAGGUGCGUUUGGAUCGCUACGCACGUCGGACGGACACGUGUUGGGCACCGUGUCAGUGGCGGAUACGGCGCCUCGGCUGCGCAUGUCGCCGCAACAUCGGCAGGCCAUGGACACGUUCCAUGACAAUGUUGUGGCGCUGAUCGAAGACCGACUGGCCGUCGCCCUGCAAGAACAUUAA